AUGAAGCUUUUAGGUCAAAAAUUAGUUCCCAAUCAACCAGGUACAAUCACCAUAAUCCCAGAACAACCAGAUGAUUUAUGGUUUUUGUACAAUCUUAUUGCCAAUGGUGACAUAAUUUCUGCCCCUACCACAAGAAAAAUCCAAACUUGUUCAGACAAAAAAAACACAUCAAGGGUAAAACUUGAACUCGAAAUCAGAAUCACAAGUUUUGAUUAUGACAAAAGUUGUUCCAUUAUUCGUGUUCGUGGCAAGACAAUAACGUCGAACGAUCAUGUCAAGUCAGGAGUUUUUCACACGUUGGAGUUAGGAAAAAACAAAGAAUUCAAUCUCAUGAAGAAGCUUUGGGAUGAAGAAACAAUAGGAAUAUUAAAAGAUGGAUCCGAUCCAAAUGGUGGUUCAAAGGUUGAUUUAGCUGUUAUUUUAAUGAAGGAAGGAUUGGCUCAGAUUUUCUUGAUUAGACAAAGUGCAACAAGUCAUUGUGCAACAAUACAAGGUGAUAAAAUUACUAAUAACUCGGGUUCUAAGAGUUUUUUCGAGAAUAUUUUCGUUUCAUUUAGGAAGCAUAUCGAUAUGGAUGUUAUUCCUUAUGUGGUUAUUGCGAGUUGUGAGUCCAUAAAAGAUGAAUUUCGAGUUUACUUAUUAUUAGAGGCACAUAGGUCGAAGAUAAAAUCAAUAGAGAAUAACAAGUCGCGUAUACUCUUAGUGAAUAAAAAUAAUGUGAAGGAAAUUUUGCAUGAUAAGGUUGUGAUGAGUAUGAUGAAGAAUACGAAGAGUGAAAUUGACAUAAAGGUUUUGGAUGAAUUUAUGAAUAUGGUAUCGACGAAUUCUAAAAGGGCAUGUUAUGGUACAAAAGAUGUGGAAUAUGCACAUGAGUUGAUGGCAAUUGAGACCCUUUUAAUUACUAAAGAAAUUUUGAGAAAUGAGGACAAUAAAAUGAGGCAAAAGUACUUGAGAAUGGAAAAAUCAGUGAAGAAAGCUGGUGGGAAAGUGGUCCAAUUUAAUCAAGAUGUAGGACAAAGACUUGCUCAAUUGACAGGAAUUGCUGCAAUUUUGAGGUUUCCUUUGCCUGAUGUCGAUGAACUGGUUUUGUGA
Messenger RNA from Nicotiana tabacum (common tobacco), 1092 nucleotides. RefSeq names its product protein PELOTA 1-like. NCBI's taxonomy places the organism in Eukaryota, Viridiplantae, Streptophyta, Magnoliopsida, Solanales, Solanaceae. Gene Ontology annotation, cellular component: cytoplasm. The record is from RefSeq and is a predicted model, not a curated record. Gene Ontology annotation, biological process: nuclear-transcribed mRNA catabolic process, no-go decay; nonfunctional rRNA decay; nuclear-transcribed mRNA catabolic process, non-stop decay.